This is a messenger RNA of Bursaphelenchus okinawaensis, 1469 nucleotides long. The record is from the annotation of a GenBank genome assembly. Lineage: Eukaryota; Metazoa; Nematoda; Chromadorea; Rhabditida; Aphelenchoididae.
AUGGCACAAUCUGAACUAAACUACGUUUAUAUCGCGGAACCGUGAGUUUUUAAACAAAGUUUUUGCCGAAAGUUUUGAGAAAAUUAAAUUAUAGUAGAUAGAAGGUUAAAUUUGUAGGUGUUAAGCUUUGAAAUUUGAAUUGAGUUGUUAAAAAAUAGUUGAACAAGACUUACCGGAUCAGAUAUAAUGUGAAUUGGUCGCACAACAAGCUUGGUGUUAGUGGAAAAUGGCAAAACUCCGUUUCGACCGCGAAAUUCAGCGAUGGCUCGAAAUGCAUAAGAUUUCACAUCUUUUUCCAUAAUUUUCACGUUUUUAUUGAAAUUAGCGGGAAAACCAGGCUUCUUGACGAGAAAGGUCCAUAUUUAGGUGGAACUAGGUAUAGAUUGCAGUAUUUUAUUAAAAAUAAGUUUAAAAAAUCUAGAUCUAACGUUUUUUCAGAUGCACAGACAGUGAAAGAGAGCAAACCGCUCCAAAAGCGGUGUUAAAACCCAAAAUUCAAAGUUUCUCCGGAUCUACUGACAAAUCGGCUUAUUUUCAAAUGCGACCACAAAAUGCAAGUAACAGUAACCAGUCGAAUAAAAAGUCCCAAAUGUUGGAAGCACCAGAAGCAACAGCUGAUACACAAUCGGGGAACGAUACGGCCGAAGAUGGAUCGUUGAAGGAAGCGAUGCCAUCUUCGUUGAUUCUACCACCUUCUGAUACUCAAAUGAGCAAAGCUGUGAGUUAGAUUGAUAUUAAUUUUAUCUGUUUUAUUAUUUUUUUUCAAUUUUGAAAUUUAUUUAAAUUUUUGAAAUUUUUUGCAAUAUUGCUUUAGGAACUAGACGACAAACAGAAGGUAAAGCCCAAAGAACAGGUUACAAAGGUCAGCAAGAAGAAGGAAAAGGUACGUUAUACGUUAAUUUUAACUCUAGCCUAGUCUUACCUAUACAUGAGGAAUGGGUCGGGCUGGGCUUAAAAAUCCAGGCCCGGCCCAAAAAGUCGGCCCGUUUGGACGUAAAAAAAAUUUGGCCGGGCUGGGCUUGAGCAAAAUUUAGAUCAGGCCGGGCGUAACUCUCAAACCCGGCCCAUUCCUUAUUUCUAGCCAUACUCUGGCUAUAUCCUAACCCUAGGUUUACCCUAGCCUUGCCCUAGUCCUGCCAUAGCUCUACCUUAGUUCUAAUUUAGCUCUAUUCUAGCCUUGCUCCAGUUCUGUCCUUCCUCUACUCUAGCCUUACAAUUUCGGUACCAAAGGGUAGCCCUACUGCAUUUAUACCUCAAGCUAGCUAGGCCUAUCCUAGCCCAAUCCAUGACUUAAAUUUUAUGUUUAUAUUUUUCAGAAACCCAAAAGCCUGAAGCGAAAAAAGACACCGCCGCCUAAUUGUGGACAAUUCCAAAAAAGCUGGAGCACGGCCAGAUACAAUGUGCCGCAGAGGAAGGCUUGUGGAUGCAGUAAAAGGAAGUGUUGUUGUAACAAUGAUGAGGAUGAAUAA